Molecule: messenger RNA, 207 nt
Organism: Penicillium manginii
Lineage: Eukaryota; Fungi; Ascomycota; Eurotiomycetes; Eurotiales; Aspergillaceae
Exons: 1
Coding region: 1-207 (68 amino acids)
Source: RefSeq, a predicted model, not a curated record
AUGACUUUCCUCGUCGCUUCAGCUGCUUUUGCGGCCGCUGCGCCCCAGCCUGCUGCCGAGGCAGCCCCCGCUGCUGAAGUCGACACUCGCGAUGUUUUCGGGCAGCUUCAGAAACGUUGCCAGAGCGAUGGACAGUACUGCGACUAUGUUGGUAUUCGCUGCUGUGCUGGAUACUGCUGCCACAACCGGGCCUGUGGAAAGUGUUAA